AUGGACAUGUCACAAUCAAAUAAAAGCCUUUUAUCGCCGAUUGCUUUCCUCCAGCGGCAUCCACAGCAUUUGAGAUUUCCACAAAUUUGCAAAGUGCAAACUCCAAUUCUCCAACCUUCGCUGCACUGUCUGCUCUUCAUUGUUUCAUCUCGUAUGGCCCAUUUCAGGCAUGGUUGCUUGGCUGACUCUAUGGUUAGGUUGUAUCUGGCCCAGGCUCUAAGGAGAUUUACAAUCCAUCGGCUCCCCACAACCAGCUGGUUCACCAUUGGGCACCACCGCUUAAACCCGCAAAGUUGGAGCUCUCGCAAAACAGAAAUGGCCUCCUCAAUCACCGAAGAACUCCCAAAAUUCACCGCUGAAACUCUCAAGCUCGCUGCAAAACAAUCUCAGCGCUGCCACGUUGUCCCUGUCCGCCUCCGUCGUGCCAUAAAAAUGUACAUCCGAGACCAAGAUGUUGAGCAUAUGAGGAGAAAGGUGUUGAGUUUGUCGCAGUCAUUCAACGAAAUCAAAGAGGUGAAUUUGCUUUUGCCGACCAUGAGUUCAAAGGGCCUGGUAGAAGAUCCACUCAAAUCUAUGGAACAGUCUGAGAGGUGGAAAGUAAAAACUGCUUAUGGUGAUAUUGGACUGAGUUAUCAGGAGGAUCAGACCAUUGCUUACUUGGCGGCACGAAUGCCUGCUGUUUACUCUGCUCUCUAUCAAAUGCAUUUAUCUAUGUGUAAGGAGAAGAGUGCCAAAAUUUACGCCAGCUAA
Molecule: messenger RNA, 750 nt
Organism: Fraxinus pennsylvanica
Lineage: Eukaryota; Viridiplantae; Streptophyta; Magnoliopsida; Lamiales; Oleaceae
Source: the annotation of a GenBank genome assembly